Molecule: messenger RNA, 1311 nt
Organism: Corticium candelabrum
Lineage: Eukaryota; Metazoa; Porifera; Homoscleromorpha; Homosclerophorida; Plakinidae
Exons: 6
Coding region: 55-1101 (348 amino acids)
Cellular component (GO): Golgi membrane
Source: RefSeq, a predicted model, not a curated record
CUUUCAUUCAUGCUGCAACAGAGCAGCGCAUAGAAAGGGCCUCCUAGGUCUCGCAUGGCGGCGAUGCCGGCACCGAGCGACUGGAAACGCAUCAGCAAUGGCGACAGCGACCACGUCGCAACAGCAGCCGGCGGAGGUGGAGGCGGCGGCAGCCCGUCGCGCUUCCUAGAGCUCGACGGAAUCAUAAAAUGUCAAUACCCGCGCUCCGACAUCACUGUCUCGAUCAGAAAGGCGGAAAUCGCGGGAUUUCCUCGGAAGUAUCCGGGAACUCUAAUGGAAGAAAUCCGUCGGAAGUCGAUCGAGAGCCGCGACGAGACGCAUCCGAGCGUCGACGACGACUCCGGUAGACACAGCGAUGCUGUCAGCACGGGUCGCGUCGACGACGACGACGAUCCGGCGUCGUAUGACGCAGAAACGGACGCAUUUGGGGAGCAGAGUCUGUUGAGUGUGGAAGAGUCGCGCAGUAUUGGCUUCGAUUCGAUACAGCUUGAUGAUUUUGCAUGUGAUGAUGGAAAUGAUCAAGAUGAUGAUGCUUGUGGAGGCGAGGUCGGUUCUAGUCGUUUGUAUCGUCGGAGAGGACGACUACGAACCUCAGAUUGGAUAAACGAACAGCAGGAGAUGAAUAAAGAUGCUCUAGUCUAUUUCAAAGUCGGGGCCAAGAGUAAGCAUGUUGUUCACUUCAAUGUGAAGAAGGGUGAUGUUGUCGUGUGGGAGUUUGGAACGUAUAAGAGAGACAUUGCGUUUGGUGUGCUGUUUGAAUCGACGGCCGUAGAAGAGCUGCCCGGUAACAGUACACAACUGGCGGAGAAAUAUGAGAAUGAGAGUGAUAACGAUAACGACGACGAGGACUUCGACGACACGGCCACUCCUCUCGAUCCCCAACCCCAUCCUGUUGAAACACCACAGGACAACCUCUUCCCCAUCCUACCGGAAUUCACAGUAAACAGUCACAUCACACCAAUCAUGGGCAGCCACUCGGCGAUAACAGACGGAAUAUACGUGAUCACGUUCGAUAACUCCUACUCCAAGUUCUUCUCUAAAGAUCUUUAUUAUAGAAUAACAACGCAGACUCAGACUGACUGUCACUCGGUAGAAAACUAGCGUCAACUCGACGUGCGCCCUCUCCAGGAUACGCAAACUGUAUGCACGAUGUUGAGACAAAGGUGCAAAGUGUAGAUAAGUUGCUGUCAAUGAGCCAGCUGUACAGUAGAUUCGAUUGUGCAAUAAUAGAUUAGGUGGUUAGGGUUUUGUUAGUAGACUUUGUUGAAAGGAUUAUACGGGUGAGUAAGAGUCACCAUCUUUGAUAGAAUG